This is a messenger RNA of Rhincodon typus (whale shark), 1373 nucleotides long. RefSeq names its product dimethylarginine dimethylaminohydrolase 1 (gene ddah1). Bases 37 to 588 code for a protein of 183 amino acids. Gene Ontology annotation, molecular function: dimethylargininase activity; amino acid binding. Gene Ontology annotation, biological process: positive regulation of nitric oxide biosynthetic process; arginine metabolic process. The transcript is spliced from 6 exons. The record is from RefSeq and is a predicted model, not a curated record. Lineage: Eukaryota; Metazoa; Chordata; Chondrichthyes; Orectolobiformes; Rhincodontidae.
AUACAUGCAGCGGAGUUCAUUUUUGCUUUAAGUGCAAUGGUGGAAACUACGAAGCAAAUUCUGAAGGAACUUAAUUUUAAUAUCGUAGAAAUAAAAGAUGAGACAGCAACUCUUGAUGGUGGGGAUGUCCUGUUUACAGGGAAAGAAUUUUUUGUGGGUCUUUCGAAGAGAACCAAUCAGCAAGGUGCUCAAAUUGUGGCAGAUGUUUUUAAGGACUAUGCAGUUUCCACAGUUGAAGUGACAGGUACUCUGCACCUGAAGACUUUCUGCACUAUGGCCGGUCCUGGUCUGAUCGCCAUUGGCUCCAGCCCGCAUGCUCAGAACACUCUGAAGCAAAUGCAGGAGAUGAGUGAGCACAGUUACAACAAGCUUACGUUGCCAGAUGAUGAAGCUGCAAACUGUGUUUACCUAAACAUUCCAGAGAAGGGGCAUGUUCUGCUGCACCGAACUGCUAAUGAGUUUCCAGCAAGCGCUAAGGAAUUUGAGAAACUGAAGGACUACACAUUGAUUCCAAUCUCCAACACUGAACUGGCCAAAGUUGAUGGAGGCCUUACUUGCUGCUCCAUCCUUCUCAACAAAUGCGCUUGAAAUAUGGAGCUCCUUUGUUUUUUAACAAGAAAGGGAUAUUUCUUUAGAUUGGCAAUAAUGUGAUUACUAUAUAACUGAACCUAUUCUGAAAUUACAAUCUUUACAUUAGUUCUUCUAAACCCUUCUCUUCCACUCUGCUCUGAACGCUCUGUUUUGUAAGGCUGGGAUCAAGUAGACUAUUACUGCCACCUUGUGAUUAAAACUAUGUAUAACUUCGUUUUCUUUGAAUGAACUGCUUAGAAAUUCUGACGAGGAUAUAUAUAUAUGUUUGUGUAUGUAUAUAUAUAUUCAGAUGUUAAAAGGGUGAAUUUAAUCAUAUAAGAGAAUUAUUACAAUUUUUAUUUCAAUACUGCAGGUGAAUGUUUUAUUAGUGAGGAUUAGGUUUUCUUAAUUUUGAUUCUGUAGGCAGCUUCCUUCUCUCUCCAACAAAUUUAAAAAAUUGCUAGUUAAUAUUUCACAGCACCAGUUUUGGAAUAUAACGCUUGGCAACUUGCAUGCCUUAAACAGUCUCCUCCGUUUGCAUUCCGCAACCUCCUUUGACAUAGCAUAGACCUUGCAUUAAUGAAUAAUUCUAAAAGAUCCAGUUCCAUUUUGCCUUAAAUCUUACUUGGGGCAAUGGUUCUGUUUAUGUCAGACUAACUUGUUUGCCCAGUGUGUGUGCCAAAGGCAUCUCUGUCUUCAGUUUGCUGCAAAGCAUUGCCAGUUCUCACCGUGGUCAAGUUUGAUUGCUUGUUGUGUUCUUCAUCUGCUUCAUGUGAAUGAAAUAAAAGCCAUUGUCAAUGCUA